Messenger RNA from Fraxinus pennsylvanica, 363 nucleotides. NCBI's taxonomy places the organism in Eukaryota, Viridiplantae, Streptophyta, Magnoliopsida, Lamiales, Oleaceae. The record is from the annotation of a GenBank genome assembly.
AUGCCGAUGGAACCUCACACAAGAGGACAAACUGAUGAGCUGGCAGUUCCCCAGAGGUUAAUGCCCUACAGCCAGUCACGUGCUACAGUCAAUCCGAAGUACAAUGCAUCAGAGUUUUAUCUGGAAGACUGUAAACUUGAUUCCGGUUUGUCUGAUGUUACUAGCGAGGUGGAAAGGCUCUGUCAACCACAACCUGUUCCAUAUAUUUCUCCAAAAAGCAAGUUAACUGCUAAAUCAAUUGUUGGCCACCCACUUACUGCUGACAUGUUAGAAGGUGGUAUAGUCAUUAAAAAGAGGCCACGUGGAAGGCCACGCACAAAGAAUGUCAGUCUGCAGCAGCUAAUCCCACAAGUGAAAUCAUGA